This is a messenger RNA of Bursaphelenchus okinawaensis, 796 nucleotides long. Lineage: Eukaryota; Metazoa; Nematoda; Chromadorea; Rhabditida; Aphelenchoididae. The record is from the annotation of a GenBank genome assembly.
AUGGAUCUCAUCAGCAUGAAAAGCCUUCUCUUUCCGGAUACUACACCAAACACAACGGCCUCGAGAACACUCAGCGGCAAGAUCAGAAGCCGCCUUGCUUCCGCAUUAACCUGUAAACUGGCUGAGCACCACGUGUACAUAGCGUUCCGCACAGAUAAAGAACGUCCGCUGUUGUUGAGAUUAGCACGAGCUGUUGAGACGAGGAAAAUUUGCAAUAACGAGAAAAAUGCGGACAAAACAACAUUCUGGAGAACUUUAAUUCCGCUUCUCGAAAAUGGACAUAAGCAAUGCCUGGUCGAACUAGAAAGAUACCUGGACAUGUCAGAGCGACAAAGCGGAAAUGCUGCGGAACUGUUAGAAGUGAGUUAUAUAUAUUUUAAACAUUUAUGUUUAGACUCUUCGCCACAACCGCUCCGAAAUGUCAAUGUUCUUGUACAAGUACUAUCGUGAAUUGCCAACGUCUUGCAGCCUUUACAGGAGCGACCGUUUUUUGUUAUCAGAUUGCUUCAACUUGAUGAGAUAUUGGUAUGUUUUAAUGGUAUUUUUAUCACAUAUUUUAUAGUUUUUAUGUUUGUAUCAAAAUUUUUAAUGAAACAAUUGCAUUAUUUGCAGUAAAACAACGUUCCGCCUUGACGAAUUGAUUGCUAAGCAUCAAAAGCCGUGUCAUCUACGGAUGUUAAAAGCCGCAGCUUUGUUUUUGGGUGUUGGAAAAGAAGAGAAUCCGCUAAUUACCACAUUGAAUGAUCGUUGCACACGUGAUUGGGGUAGUGAAUUGCUAGUUAAUCAUUGCUUUUAA